This is a messenger RNA of Helicoverpa armigera (cotton bollworm), 2352 nucleotides long. RefSeq names its product cyclin-dependent kinases regulatory subunit. Gene Ontology annotation, biological process: regulation of mitotic cell cycle. The record is from RefSeq and is a predicted model, not a curated record. Lineage: Eukaryota; Metazoa; Arthropoda; Insecta; Lepidoptera; Noctuidae. Gene Ontology annotation, molecular function: cyclin-dependent protein serine/threonine kinase activator activity; ubiquitin binding; histone binding. Bases 206 to 487 code for a protein of 93 amino acids. Gene Ontology annotation, cellular component: SCF ubiquitin ligase complex; cyclin-dependent protein kinase holoenzyme complex. The transcript is spliced from 2 exons.
CUAAACUCAGAUUCUGAACGCAGCACAGUAAAUGUCAGUGUCAAAUAAAAUUUUCGUUUUCAGAAAUUCUGCGGCAAAAAGGUAGAAGAUUUGGUGCAUAAAUAUUACCAAACUAGUGAAAAAUAAUUGUUAUCUUCAUUCUAAUUCGACAAAUUUUUACAUUCUCUUUUUCUGAGUACACUGCGCUGAGAAAGAAGCUUGCAACAUGCCUGUGGAUCAAAUUCAGUACUCUGAAAGGUAUAAUGAUGACGUCUAUGAGUACAGGCAUGUUAUCCUGCCACCCGACAUCGCGCGUCAGGUACCCAAGUCCCACUUGAUGACGGAGACGGAAUGGCGUAACCUUGGUGUCCAGCAGAGCCCUGGCUGGCUGCACUUCAUGGUGCACAAUCCUGAGCCCCAUGUCCUGCUGUUCAGGCGACCUAGGACCAACAUCCCGGCCCCUGUGAACGGGCUUGAUAGUAAUACUAAUUCUACUGUCAAAGUAUGAAAGUAUGGCUGCUAGGUAAUUUUAAAUUGUGUUGUUGAUGAUAGAACAAAGGCUUCCUCUUAUAUCACCAGUAUCAUAAUACCAUUGUAAUAAAUAUUUACAAAUACCCAUAGUACUUAUAGUACUUGUAAACAACACUUUUUUACCUCUGUGUGAGUAGAUCAAGUUUUUACCAAAUGACCAUGCUGGAAAUAUGCAAAACCUUAUGUUCUGUCAUCAACUAAUACUAAGAAACUAUACAGAUGUAUGUUAUGAUAUUUAAACAAAUUAAUAUAGGUAGCCUUUAUGCAAUUCAUACGAUAAACUUUAUUGUUUUCAAUAUUAUAUAAAAGACUAAUCAAAUAAUUAUUUAGUCUACACCCAAAUAAUUUUCCAAAUACUACAUUUGUUUAUUUAUAUGUUUAGGAAUUUGGUUUUGGUUUAUAUAACUUAAUAUCUUGGUAUAACUAUGAUAGUUAUUAUAAAGUACUCUAAUUGUAUGAUAGCACAUUGUGAUAAAACCAGUGACCUAGAUUAUACUUAAUAAUAUAAUUAUAACCCAACUAUCAACCUAGAAGCAUACCUAUGUACAGGUAACUGUUUAUCAACUUAUGUUUAUCUAUUAGCUAAUUAGCACACUGCAUACUUGAAAAAUCAAGGUUAAUGUGAUAAUGUGAAUUUUGAUAAUAUAUUUAACGGCAAAGGUAAAGUAAAAAAAAAAAAUUAAGAGUAAUUUAAAAGUUAAAUACAACAUUAUAGUGAACAAACUACUAAUUAAGUAAAGACCAACCGACUCUUUAAAGACACACUUCAGUUUUUAAAAUUGUCCAAGGUAACUACUUCAUCAUAAUAUUAAAUAUGAAAUCUGCCUGUAACCAAAACCAAAUAAAUAUGUAUAGGUUUUAGUAACAUCAAUCAUUAAUUGUAUGUUUAAUUACUUCCUUCUCCAUCAAUUUAAAUUUUAUUUUUUGUCUUAUUUACAUAUAACUGGUUUGUGGGCGGUUUUUCAAUCUCCAUUUCACUUAUAGCUCAAAAAUAUGUUUGUUGUUUUGGCAGCUUUUAUAUAGAAAAAUUUCUAACCUCUAUAUUUAUUACUCAGAUAAAAGAAAACUGGCGAUUGAAAAAUCGGCCCUAUCAUACUCUGAGCCUUUUUCCCAACUAUGUUGGGGUCGGCUUUCAGCCUAACCAGAUGUAGCUGAGUACCAGUGCUUAAAAAUCGGCUCUAAUCUGUAAUCUGUAAGAAAAUCAAUAGUCCAUAUAGACAUGAAUAUGGUAUAUGUUUGUAUAAUUUAUUUUCAUGAUGGGUGAUACAUAAAUAAAAUUAUUAAUAUAUAGGCUGUUCCUAUUCCUGACUGAAGAAUUAUUUAUGUAAAAUUGAUUAAAUAAAUGUGCCUUUAAGCUAAUUGCUUAAAACAUUUAAUGAGUAUAUUUAGCUUAAAGAUGUGGCUUAUGAAUUUAUGCAUGUUCUAAAAACAUGGUUAUAUUUUAUAUAGAAGGUCUAUGGUUAUGGAAUCAUACCUAUAAUAACUGUCAAAAUUUAGUUUUUUUGAGGCUCAUAGAAAAAUUUCAGACAAAAUUAAAUGAUUAAUUUAUUAAUAAAAAAAAUAUUUAGCAGUAAUAUAAUUCAUUGGCUUAUCGUUCAAUAUGUUCAUCACGCUAAGUUAAAGUAGUCCUUUGCUGUUUUUAUAAAAAGUCUAAUAAUAACCACACGAUGAGAUGCCUUUGCUUUGUAACAAAUUAUUAUAAAAUAAAAUGAUAAUAUUACUGUAUGUUAUUAAUAGCUAUAUUAAUGGUGCAAAUUCAAUUGACUAAUAUAUAAGUUAGUGUAUUAAGUUUUUCUUUAAUUAUAAUGGCUGUUAACUACUUGAAUAAAGUUUUGUACACUC